Molecule: messenger RNA, 1371 nt
Organism: Candida albicans SC5314
Lineage: Eukaryota; Fungi; Ascomycota; Pichiomycetes; Serinales; Debaryomycetaceae
Gene: RTA4
Product: Rta4p
Exons: 1
Coding region: 1-1371 (456 amino acids)
Cellular component (GO): plasma membrane; fungal-type vacuole
Source: RefSeq, a predicted model, not a curated record
AUGGAUCUUGCAUCAAUCACAGAAUGGACUCCUACAACUACUCCAACUUCAACUACAUUAUCAACCAUUGCUGCCACUUAUGUUCCAGCUUUACAAUCAAAACUCUCUAAUGCCAUCGACACAUUAACAUCCAAGGGAUCAACCAUUGAUAUAGUUGAUUAUAUUAGUGUCUCACGAAUAAUCCGUGGUGCUCAGGCAUCAUUAUCAAUCAUUUCUGCGCAACAAGUACUCGCUACUGCCACUAACAUUAACACCGCCACCGCCACCGCCACUGAUGUACAAUUACAAGCGCAAAUACAAGCGCAAGCGCAAGCAAUACAAAUCAUUUGGCAAGCAACAGAAAAUCUUCUAGAUUUGGCAUGGGAAAUGAAUGUUUAUGCUAUUCCAAAAUUAAAUCGUGUGGCUAAUAUCCUAUUCUUAGUGAUUUUCGCUAUAACCUUUGUCAUGACUUGUUUAAUGUGGAUUAAAUCUCGAUAUUGGUGGUUUAAUGUAUCUUGGACUUGUGGUACUGCAUUAGAAUUUUUAGGGUUUUUAGGUCGGGUAUUAUCAUUUGAUGAUAUGACAAAAUUUGAUUAUUAUUUAUUACAAUUAAUAACUCUUACAUUAUCACCAGUUUUCUUGAUGGCAGGAAUUUAUUUUUUAUUUGGUCAAUUGGUAGUUAUUCAUGGUCGACAAUAUUCAAUGUUAAAACCAUUACAUUAUUCGUAUAUUUUCAUUACUUGUGAUGUGGUUUCAUUAGUAGUUCAAGCUGUUGGUGGUGGUAUGACUUCUAUAGCGGCUCAACGGUAUGAAAAUGUUGAUUCUGGAACUUAUACUAUGAUUGCUGGCAUUGCUUUCCAAGUGUUUUCCAUGUCAGUGUUUUUAACAUUUUGGUUUGUAUUCUGUUGGAAUAUCUAUUUCCGUGAUAUAUCAGUCAAUGAAAGCAAACCAAGUUCAUAUUAUCAAAAGAAAUCUUUGAUUACAUUUAUUAAAUUAUUAUUGAAUGGGGAUGAUGCCAAUAAGUAUAAACUUCAAGUAUUGGAUAAACAUUAUAACCUUGGCUAUCAAGAUUUACGAGGUCGACCAUUGUAUAAUUAUUAUGCUAUAGCUAUUACAUCAGCUGUGAUUGCAGUUUAUAUUCGUUGUGUUUAUAGAGUGGUUGAAUUGGCCCAAGGAUUUAGAGGGUAUUUAAUCACUCAUGAAGCAUAUAUAAUGACAUUAGAUGCAGCAAUGAUUGCUAUUUGUUGUAUAAUUUUUAUGCUUUUCCAUCCACAAUUUGUAAUGGGAUCAAUUAAUGUCAUUGGAUUUAGAAGUAUUGCCAAGAAUCAAGAUCAAGAGAUGGGAGAUACAUCUACUGAGGUAAAAACUAAUGAAAUGAAAUCGUUAGUGUAA